Molecule: messenger RNA, 1212 nt
Organism: Hibiscus syriacus
Lineage: Eukaryota; Viridiplantae; Streptophyta; Magnoliopsida; Malvales; Malvaceae
Exons: 1
Coding region: 1-1212 (403 amino acids)
Source: RefSeq, a predicted model, not a curated record
AUGUCUGGGCUUAAACUUAAUGUAAGUAAGACAGAACUCUUUGCAGCUGGUAUUUCCUCUCGGAAUCUUCAAAUUAUCAAAAACAUAUCUGGCUUCAAAGAAGGUCUCCUUCCAGUUAGGUAUUUGGGGGUUCCUUUAGUAACCAAAAAACUGUCUGAACAUGACUGCCAGCCUCUCAUUGAAAGAAUUAAGCUUAAACUUCACCACUGGUCGAGCAAAUUCCUAAGCUACGCUGGUAGACUUGAAUUAGUUAAAACGGUCCUGUGCAGUAUGGCUAACUACUGGUGCAGGCAAUUCAAUCUUCCCCAAAUUAUUUUAAAUCGCAUUAAUCAACUCUGUUCCAGGUUUCUAUGGAAAGGAACUGACCAGCCAGCUGCAGGAGCUAGAGUCAGCUGGGUUAAACUUUGCUGCCCUAAAUCUGAAGGUGACUUAGGCCUGAAAAACAUCAAAGACUGGAACACAGCAUGCAUGGUCCAGCUAAUUCGCAAUAUUCUCGCAGGAGACGGGUCCCUCUGGGUCGCCUGGUUACAUUGCUAUGUAAUUAAGAAUGAAGAUUUCAAAGACAUGGCAGGGAAAGUUUCCCAUAGCUGGAGCAUAAAGAGACUUCUGAAACUUAGAUCCACUGCACUCCCCAUUCUCAAUGCAAGAACUAAAACUACUAGAGAUGUUUGGGAAGCUGUUAGAGAAAAAAGAAUCAAAGUUAAUUGGCACAAAAUCAUUUGGUUCCCUUCUCACAUACCAAAAUUCAGUAUGAUCGCUUGGAUGGCCAUCUUGGACAGACUUCCAACUCGGGAAAGAUUGUCUUGGAUGGGCAUUGUCAAUGAUUGUAGAUGUGUGCUAUGUAAUGAGACUAAUGAAACUAGGGACCAUUUAUUUUCUGAAUGCAGCUUUGCUAAAUCACUUUGGAGCUCCAUUCUUAAUCUUUCUCAACUGCAUGUUCCACACAUGACAUGGGAAGAAAAGAUUUGUUGGGCUAGUAAAGAAUGGAAAGGUAAAUCCCUUCUUACUACAAUCUUGAAACUAGCUUGGACUUCGUUCAUCUACUUAAUAUGGGAGGAGAUAAAUAGAAGAAUCUACCAUCGUGGCUCCAGAGAAGUCGAUCAAGUUCUGUCUUCCAUCAAAGAGCUGGUCCGAAUACAAUUUAGAGGCAAAAAUAUCAAUAGAAUUGAUAAUGUUAAUUGUAUUCUAUGCUAUUAUUGGGGCAUUGACUAA